This is a messenger RNA of Suillus discolor, 888 nucleotides long. RefSeq lists its product as uncharacterized. The coding region runs from base 1 to 888 and encodes 295 amino acids. The record is from RefSeq and is a predicted model, not a curated record. NCBI's taxonomy places the organism in Eukaryota, Fungi, Basidiomycota, Agaricomycetes, Boletales, Suillaceae. The transcript has a single exon.
AUGGCUCUAGUCGUCGACCCAAACCUCGAAAUGGUACCAGAUUUCGCUGGUAAUCUGUACGCAGGCAUUCGCGCAGACCUCGGAGCUGCCACAAACCAGACCGGAGAAGAAGUUGUAGCCCGUCUCACGGAGACAUGGAACGCAGACCACAACGCAAGAGUAGCGGAAUGGAACCAAGACCGAGAAGCAGAAGCUAGAGUCCUUGCAGAAGCAGAAAGGGCACGAACCGCGCAGGAGAAUGAAGAGCGCACCCAGUGGGAAGCUGAAACAGAGAGGGAGCGGACAGAAGCUGAAAAGAAGAAGCCAAAGAUGAACGGCUUUGAGCACGCAUCAUCCGUAGGAGAUUACCUGACUCCCCGUCCCGCUCAAUACGCAAUUCAGAAACUCACCAAUUUCGAAUAUGUAGAGCUAUGGUACUUCUCGCCGGAAGGGUGCAAAGACGCCCUCAAGUCUUCACGCUCAGUGGCCGACAACGACAUGAGCAUAACGAGGACAGAUGACCAACUCACGCUACGGCCCACCUCAGCGUUCAAAGCGUCGAAAGCGGCCAUGGCCGACCAUGAGUUAUCAUUCUCGAUUUUCCUCCGAGCAAAGAACUUAUUCCUCAUUCAAAUCAGCAAAGCCAAGUGGCCCCAACCAAACAUCGACGCACUGUCGUUGUUCUUCUGGCACCUUGAGAACCACUCGAUUCGAAACAACAGUGAAAUCGGUGACAUGGUGAUCUUGACAUACGCAUCACGCGUACGUCAAGAUUGGCACGACCGUCUCAAACGCGACGAGGGUUUCAACAUUGGUAACAUCAACGAGAACCUCAUUCGGACAAUCAACGAGGAGUUGUGGGAUAAAGUUCGCUCUCGCACAUGGAACAUCGUACGUACCCAGUCUUAA